GAACGACCUACUGUAUGAGAAAUCCUUUCUAAAUGGAUGUUCUCGUGUAUAUGUGCGCGUGUUUUCUUCAAGGGAGCUUUAAAGUGGUUAAUUACGAUACUGACUGGUCAAAUCAUUCACAAAACUUGUGCUAUUGUUCGAAAUGUCUGAGGAAGGAUUAAUCUGAAUUCCGUCGUUGGAUUGUGAAUGUUUUAAUCUGAAAUUUGCAGGUGUCUGUUCCAGACAUCUUUUAGGAGGAGAGGAGGAGGAGGAGGAUGGAGCGGUUUUUUAUCAUUUCACUUCUUGGCUGUAUUAAUUUCCUUACUGGGAGAACGGAUGAUGUAAAAAAUGCGCCAUCCUCAGUCUUCGGCGAAAUACGGUCAAGUAAUGAAACAUUCGUGGACAAAACGUUGUGGCUAAAGGAAUUUUAUGAGCUAAACACAUCCUCUAAACACAUUUAUCUUGCGGCACCCUUUCGGUAUGGGAAAACGACCAAUCUGAAAAUGAUGGAGGAAUUUUUCAGCAUCACUAACAACGAAAAGCAGGCCCGUGAACUUUUCGAAGACACCCUUAUCCACUCCAAAGAAAAGAAUUUUUUUGACGCACAUUUUCGAAAAUAUCCAGUGAUAUACUUCAAUUUCCAACCUCUUUUAUCCACGACGAAUAAGCUUACCUUCAGGGAAAAUAUGUGCAAAAUAUUCACUAAUGUAAGAAACAACACUGACCCGAAACUAUUCGAUCGAGCCAUGGAGGAAAAAAUCGUCAAAUUAAAAGACUUUAAUAAAGACGAGUUUGAAUUCGGAAACGUUAUGAUUGACUAUACAAAGGCACUGCACACUCAUUAUAGCCAGAAAAUAAUCGUUCUGAUGGAUGAAAUGGACGCCGCGGCUCGCGCUUCUUUGAAACGGGUUAUUUCGGAACAGAACGCAGUCAAAAUGGAAUUUAAACACAUACUUAAACAGUGGUUGGAGGGAAAUGAGUACAUUGAAAAGAGUUUCAGUGUCGGAUCCGUGUACUCAGAUGAUCUACUCCAUAUCAACCCCUAUCCAGAUUGCAUCGAAAAAGAAGUUUACAACCUUAAGGAGUCGUUCGUGAAAUACUUCGGAAUUACCGAAACAGAGGUAGAGCAUCUACUCGAAAAAUCCUCUCUGGCGGACUAUCUACCUAGAUUCAAGUUAUACUACGAUGGUUAUUCUAUCGCCCACUCACCUAAAAAGAUUUUCAACACAAUUUCACCGACCAAAUUCGUAAAGAAUCGAAAAUUUGCGCCCUACUGGGCCGCAUCGAUCGAACCAUUGAAAAACGAUUUUCUGGGUCUUUUCUCACGACCGCUGAUCGGAUCUCUGAUCGAGAAGGCCAUUUUUUGGGACAUGAUGAAACUGCCAGAAUUUCCACACCUUAAACCUGCAAUCGGGAAAGAUAUGUUCCACGCUGUUCGCGGCAAUGCUACAGUCGAUCCUGAGGUUGUGGCUGCAGCUGGCGACAUUUUCUUCAACUAUCUCUAUGAGUCUGGUUACAUCGGUAUGAUCACCGUCGACGGAUUUCUAGCGACCAAUCAGGACGCUGCUUUCGCCCUGGGGACGACUUUGGCGCGAGAUUCAAAUUAUUAUCAAAACGCCCGCAAUAUCUCCUCCGCUGCGAAGAUGAAACUCGUGAAGGCUGUGAAAAACCUAGCGCUGUCCGAAGAGCCGAUGGUAGAACUGGCAGCGGCUAUUCACGGCCUUUACCAUCCGGCUUGUUCAUUGGUGACCGAGGAGCGGGUGUCUUUCGUGGGCCCGAUUUUCACGAUUCUGGCCUACGAGGACCCGGAGGCCUUCGAAGAAGUGAUAUCACCCUUGCGUGUUGCAUUUCAGCCGACCAAGCCAGAUGUGGUGCUCCUUCGCAAAGAUUCUGUCGCUUUUGUAUUCGCGUUGAGGCGAAACGAAAGUGCCCGGGAAGCUGCCGAAGCUGCUUUAAGUUCGGAAUAUGAGUACGUCUUUGAGAAGGACUUUAAGGGUGUCAAGAUUAAGUCGACAAUGUUCGUAGGAAUCAAUUUGGAUGUUCAUUGUCGGGUAUCGAUAGGCUUCGGGGAAGAGGGAAUACAAGUGAAAGAAAUUAAAGAAGUAAGCAGUCCUAUCGAUGAGACUGGAUGACAAACAAACAUAUAGAAUUUGAAGCUGACAGAUUCUUGUGACCGAUUCUUGUGUCAAUUUGCACUCAAAUUAUUUUUACUGCUUUCUCUGAGAGCGCAUAAAGAACUGAUUUCGCAGUUUCUUUCAUAAAUUUUUUUUCGAAUAUGGGAAAUGAUAUAAAAUUAGAUUUAAAAGUGAGAGAAUGCACCAUCUAGUGAUGUCGUUUAGCGGUUUUUCUUAUUUAAACACAUGUAUUUUAGCAGAAUAGAUCAUUUUGUCAUAUUACCACCAAUGAUUGUUUAAUUUAGAAACCAGGGAUAUCCUCGUGUUCAGUUCACUUAGUGAUUACACUUAUAAACAUGAAAUUCAUAAAAUUUCAGACACCCGCAAAUUCUUUAUCAAUGAAUAAUUUUGAGCACGAGACAAGUAUGCACAAAUGUUUUCCAAAUGUUCGAAAACUGAUAUUUUCAAUUGAAAGACGUGAAUUCAAAAGACUUGAAAGUAAUUUUAACUAAACGCACGCUGGCUGGGUCUAUGUGUAUAAUUAAACCUAUAAGCCUAAACUCAUACUUACUGUGGGAGCUAAUAGAACUUGAAUAAUUGCGAUAAUUUUUCAUGAAAGUACAGAUACAUCCGAUAGCAUUUAUAUCAAACUGAAAGCUACGCCAUCCGGAGAAGCAUAGCGAGCCUUUAUUCAGUAAUUUUUUAACGAAUGAAAGUAUAAAAGUACUUCUGUACGUUUAAAAGAAAAAAAGUCAAAAAUGAGACAGCCAUGCAGUUAAGGCAUGAUAAGGCCUAGUGAUUCUUGGGAGACUCAAGAUGAGACCUCAUCGUAACCAACCAAACUAUUGAGUACUUGCAAUCCUGAAAUGAUUAUAUUUUAACUCUGAUAACAUUGCAUUUGAACUGUUUCGACAAGUUCUUAAGGAGAUGCAGAAAUGUGUUGGUAAUAAGAGAUUUUAAGUCAUAUUUCUGACAAUGGCUUGAAAUAACUUUUUUUCUCCGUUAGUUUGAAACGUAAAAUUGUAGGUUUAGGCUAAUUCUUAAGUUUAGAACUUUACAAGCGGAAAUUCCUAGCUAGUCAUUUGUUAUUUGUCAAAUAUGAUGGCAAGUGCUAAUUUUAUUCCUGUUGUUGGCAAGUUUUUUUUUAAGAAAAUAAAUGAAUCCUAAAUUGAGAGGUAUCAAAUGAA
This is a messenger RNA of Bemisia tabaci, 3280 nucleotides long. NCBI's taxonomy places the organism in Eukaryota, Metazoa, Arthropoda, Insecta, Hemiptera, Aleyrodidae. The record is from RefSeq and is a predicted model, not a curated record.